This is a messenger RNA of Xenia sp. Carnegie-2017, 1062 nucleotides long. RefSeq names its product estradiol 17-beta-dehydrogenase 8-like. The coding region runs from base 140 to 910 and encodes 256 amino acids. Gene Ontology annotation, molecular function: oxidoreductase activity, acting on the CH-OH group of donors, NAD or NADP as acceptor. The transcript has 8 exons. NCBI's taxonomy places the organism in Eukaryota, Metazoa, Cnidaria, Anthozoa, Malacalcyonacea, Xeniidae. The record is from RefSeq and is a predicted model, not a curated record.
AUUUACUUAAUAUUUCACAACACGUGCUCUCCCACAGCUUUGAAGCUACAUAUAGUGUGACAUUUCAUGACGUAAUGACGUUAUUGAGGAAAUCUUUAGCUGGAGACGAUAAAAGACAAGUAAUAAAUGGUUGUUGACAAUGGCGAGCAAGUUGGUCCGUAAUUUAGCUGGACGUUUAGCGUUAGUUACAGGUGCUGGUGGCGGUAUUGGUAUAGCCAUAUGUCAAAGAUUGGCCAAUGAGGGUGCAUCUGUGAUUGCUGUGGAUAUUGAAGGCAGUAAUGCAUUGAAGACUGUGGAGAAUUUAAGUACCAUGGGGGAUUUGAAACAUUCCCAUUAUAAACUGGAUGUCACCUCUGCCAAAGAGAUCCAUCAAUGUAUGGCAAAUAUCCAAGAAAUUUAUAAAAGAUAUCCUUGCAUAGCAAUCAACUGUCAUGGCAUAACAAGGGAUGAUUUUCUAAUCAAAAUGAAUGAGGAUUCAUUUGAUGAAGUUAUAAAUGUUAAUUUAAAGGCAACAUUUUUAAUGAUUCAAGCAUCAGCAAGAGGUAUGAUUGAGUCAAAAGUUGAAAAUGGUUCAAUUGUUAGCAUUGGUAGUAUCUCAGGAAAGGUUGGCAAUCUUGGCCAAGCUAACUAUGUUGCGUCAAAAGCAGCCAUUGAAGCUAUGACUCGGACAUGUGCUAAAGAAUUAGCUAUAUAUGGCAUUCGGUGCAAUAUUAUUUCACCUGGUUUUAUACAAACGUCCAUGUUAAAUACAAUACCUCCAAAAUUAAUAAAUAAGUUUACGUCUGCUAUACCUCUGAAACGACUUGGUAGCUCAGAAGACGUUGCAAAUGCUGCUUAUUUUCUUGCCUCAACUGAGAGUAGUUACAUAACGGGAGCCAACAUCGAAGUUACUGGUGGAAUCUACAUGUAAAAUGAAGCCAUAGAUAUAUAACUUAAAAAAUAGUUAUUUAGAGCUAAAGGAAUAACGUUUUUUAUUUAAUGACUUGGGAUGGUAGUGGAUGCGUUAUUGCCAUAUAUAUAUAUAUAUGUUAUUGGUUUGCGAAAUAAAUUGCAUAAUUCUAA